Adineta steineri is the source of this 1797-nucleotide messenger RNA. Lineage: Eukaryota; Metazoa; Rotifera; Eurotatoria; Adinetida; Adinetidae. The record is from the annotation of a GenBank genome assembly.
AUGAUGAGAAAUUUAAACCUUUUAUCAUCAUUACAGCCAUCAUCUCCUUCAGUAUAUCAUGAAACAGAUGAUACGUUUUCAUAUCAAGCUAGUUAUCCAUCUUAUCAAACUGGUCACCAGAUGCAGUCGUCUGCUUAUUGUACAACAAUACCAACAUUAUUACCGAAUCAAUAUUAUAAUACAACAUCACCUAUUUAUCCACAUACUAUAUCAACAACAAGUUCAUCAUUAUCACAGUUUGCAACGAAUAAUUCUUCGUCAUCUUUUUGUACAACAUCUGAUUCAUCACCAGUGCUACAUCAUACAAAAACCAGUCAAUCAACAAUAUCUUUUACAACACACACCUCGUCAUCACCAUGUUAUACAACAGCUAAUUUAUUACAAACAAAUCAUACAGCAACUACUUCAUCAUUAGCAUCCUUAUUUAUACGACAAGAACUUGAACCAAAAUGUGAAUCUCUACAAACACAACCUAAUCAUCAAAAUCAUUUACCGACAUGUACAUCAGCAAAUCAUCAGAACUCUUCAACAACCCAAAGAGAUGAUGCACAUUUGACAAUACAACUAUCAUCUUCACAUUCACUCACACAUUCAACAAGACCACAAUCACCAUUACAACAAUCACCACUACAACAAUCACCAUUACAACAAUCACUACAACAAUCACCAUCACAACAUUUACCAUCACAAUUAACAAUUGAGCAUUUACAUGUACAUUCACCUACGUCGACUGCUACAACAUCACUAGUUCUUAUUUCAUCUAUGCAACAACAACAGAAAUUAUUGAACCAGUCGUCCGACAUUCAAUCAACAACAAUUUAUCAAUAUGAUCCAUUAUUACAAGGGCAAACUAUCCAAUUGCUUGAUACAACUAAACCCUAUGAAAUUGGUGAUACAAUAAAAGUUGGUGGUCGAAUUCUUCAAUCAGAUCCAACAUCAAUAAAAUAUUGGUCAGAUAAUGAUUUAACCAUUACUGAAACAGCAACCGGUGAGUCGCAACUUUAUCGUAUACGACAAGCAAACUUACCAAAAUCACCAUCAGAUCUUAAUUUUGUGCUACAUCCUGGAUUCAAAUCAACAGAUAAGGGCGACCGUUUUCUGAUCUAUGACUCAAGUGAUGUUCAACCACCAUAUACAUUAGCACCAACAGCAGUUGGUAGACUUAUAAUAUAUUCAAGUGAAUUACAGUUGGGUAUUUUAGCAAAAUCAUAUCGAGUGGGUAGUGAUGGUACUUUCGAAACAUCAGCAGGUAUGGUUCAACAAAAUUAUAUUCUUAUGGCUGAAUUAGAAGAAAUGUACUCAGUGCCAACAGUCUUUUGUUUAUGCGAGAAGAAAAAUUAUGAAACAUACCAAUUGAUAUUACAAGUGCUAAAAAUAUCCAUUACCAAUUUACAAUUAGAUUUUACACCUGGUUAUUGGAUUAGUGAUUACGAAGACGCUUUAUUACCUGGUACAGAAGUCCAAGGUUGUACAUUCCACUACUCUCAAGCUCUUUAUAGGAAUAUACAAAAGAAAGGACUUCAAGAAGCGUAUCAAGAGGUGGAGAUAGUGCGUCAAGUGUUACGACAGAUAAUGGCGCUUGGUUUUCUACCCGCUCAUGAAAUUAAAAAAGCUUAUGAAGAUAUUAUUAAACCACAAUUAAAAGAUGUUCCAGCUCAACCAGUAUCUUUACGACAGAACUUACGUGAAUUUUUUAGAUAUUUCGAAAAAGAAUGGUUAAAAAAAGUUCAUGAAUUUUGUGUUUUUGAUCAAUCAGUAAGAACUAAUAACGCCUUAGAAGGUAUAAAUUUUUUUUGA